AUGGAUUUUACAUCGAGACUUAGUUAUGAUACUAAACCUGGUAAGGAAUUAGAUUAUCUGCUCGUUCGAGCAAACUCUUGGAGUGGUAAACCAGUUUAUAUAGAAUUAUGGCAACCAAAAGAAUUGUUUACGAUCAGACAACGACAGACACCAUCGCAAACUCGAGGAGUUAUAACGUUGAUCGGUGAACUGGAUUUCGAGACUCAAUCCAUGUACACUCUCACAAUGUACGCGACGGAUCCUUAUACAGAACCUGGGAAAGAUACAAGAAAUAUAGCUGGAUUGAACGUCGUUGUUGUAGUCCAAGAUGUACAAGAUGUUCCACCUAUUUUUACUUUGGCACCACCUUUGACGAGACUCAACAAUUCUAUACAACCUGGGGAUGUAAUAUUACGAGUUCAUGCAGAAGAUGGAGAUAAGGGCGUUCCUCGAGAAAUCGUAUACGGUCUCGUGUCAGAGGGCAAUCCUUUCACGCCAUUUUUUAAUAUAUCAGAAACGACAGGUGAGUAAACAUAAAGACGAGUUUCUUAUUUUACAAAAAUCGUUUCAAAUGUAUGAAGGAAGAACAUACAAGUAUUUUCAUAUAUUUUCCAAUAACCUAAUCGAUCCAUUUC
This is a messenger RNA of Vespula pensylvanica (western yellowjacket), 614 nucleotides long. Its product is annotated as cadherin-86C-like. The transcript is spliced from 5 exons. Gene Ontology annotation, cellular component: catenin complex; membrane. Bases 1 to 510 code for a protein of 169 amino acids. Lineage: Eukaryota; Metazoa; Arthropoda; Insecta; Hymenoptera; Vespidae. The record is from RefSeq and is a predicted model, not a curated record. Gene Ontology annotation, biological process: homophilic cell-cell adhesion. Gene Ontology annotation, molecular function: cadherin binding; calcium ion binding.